Molecule: messenger RNA, 645 nt
Organism: Telopea speciosissima
Lineage: Eukaryota; Viridiplantae; Streptophyta; Magnoliopsida; Proteales; Proteaceae
Exons: 1
Coding region: 1-645 (214 amino acids)
Source: RefSeq, a predicted model, not a curated record
AUGGCUAAUUCUACCCACUCGCUUGUCUAUGUUCCAAUCUUCGCCGGUGAAAACUAUGAUUUCUGGAGCAUCAAGAUGAGGACAUAUUUUUUGUCCCAAGACUUAUGGGACAUUGUUAAUAAUGGUUUUUCUACACCAAAGGCUACCUCCACUCCGUCCAUUACACAGCAGGAGAAACUAAAGAAGAAUAUGCAGAAUGAUGCCAAGGUACUUUACAUCCUCCAACAGGCGGUAGUUGACACAAUAUUUCCAAGAAUUAUGGGAGCUACAACGGCGAAGGAUGCAUGGAAUACUCUAAAGGAGGAGUUUCAAGGCAAUGCAAAGGUAGGGACUGUUAAACUGCAAACUCUAAGAAGAGACUUAAAAAAUAUCAAAAUGAAGGAUUCUGAGACCGCUAAAGAUUACUACUCCAGAGUAAAGGAGAUAGUAAAUCAAAUGAGAGCCUAUUGUGAAGACAUCACAGACAAAAAGGUCAUAGAAAAAAUACUAAUCAGUCUUACUGAUAAAUAUGACCCAAUAGUCACUGCCAUUGAAGAGUCCAAAGAUAUAUCAACUCUUUCAGUGACAGAAUUGAUGGGCUCUCUGGAAGCUUAUGAACAAAGGCUGAAUAGGCGAGAGGAAAGCUCAAUUGAAAGUGCCUUUUAG